ACAUUACGUGAGGAUGCAGUGAAUGCUGCCGAUACUGAGGGGUCGGAGUAUUGUCUGAUUGCCGCCUAAGAGGUAUAUCAUCUGAAGACCACUUCGAGUGCUGUGUAGAGGGUGAUAUACAUAAUUUUUUUACCAUGGCUCUACCUAUUCCACCGAAAAGUGCUGCAUCGAAAACUCCAAAGGGACUCGACGCCACCAAGGCUCUAACACCAUUCAUCGAGUCAACUUACACCUCGCCAGAUAUUACGUGCUACGUGAACGGGAGGAGAACUGUCAUAAGCAACCCCAACCCACAUUGGACAUUACUGGAUUACAUCCGCGCUCAGCCACACCUCAAGGGCACUAAGUUGGGUUGCGGUGAGGGAGGAUGUGGAGCAUGCACGGUGGUGUUACAAGUAGGAGACCGUCGGAGUGGGAAUAAGAGGAUACAGCAUUUUGCAGUGAACGCCUGUCUGUUCCCUCUGGUUGGCAUCGAUGGGAAGCAUGUCAUCACCGUCGAAGGCAUCGGGAGUGUUGACCGACCGCAUCCCCUGCAAGAACGGAUAGCAAAGCUCCACGGCAGCCAGUGUGGAUUUUGCACUCCUGGCAUCGUCAUGAGCCUGUACGCCGUAAUCAGGAACUCGUACAGAACUGAGACGAAGAAAUUCCAUCUCAGUGCACGCGACAUUGAGAUGGAAGGUCAUCUGGAUGGCAACCUUUGCAGAUGCACAGGAUAUAAACCUAUCCUGAACGCCGCAAAGACUUUUGUAACGGAAGAUCUGAAAGGUCAGCUUGCAGAGGACGAUGAGCCCACAACAGCAGACGCCACAAAGUUUGCGAAAGAAGUUGUGGAUUUCACCAAGACCAGCAGUGCCGGCCGAACUGCAGUAUCAUGUGGUCGACCCGGUGGCUGCUGCCGAGAUCGGCCCUCUGUAUCAGAGGGUAGCUCAUGUGAUAGCAAGUCCGCUACGUCAUCACCACCAACAGAGCCAUCUUCAGCAUCAGACGACGAACACAUACCUGCAAUCCUUGACGCCAAAAAGGAGCCCCACGGGGAUCCUAGUCUUAGUGGAGCCGAUUAUGCGAAACCGAUCAAGAGCAAGGAACACGAUGCUGAUACUGAGACCAAAGCGUCGACCACAGUCAGUGCCCCUCCUGCAUCUUCAGAGAACGGCGUCCCUCGGAUAGAGUUCCAGGAGUACAUACCUGAUACAGAGCUGAUCUUUCCGCCCGCACUCUGGAAUCACGAGCCCCAGCCGUUGUGCUUUGGAAACGAUAAGAAGAUCUGGUUCAGGCCCACAAAGCUAGAGCAUCUGGUCGAACUGAAGAACGCAUAUCCGUCCGCCAAGCUUGUCGGUGGUGCCAGUGAGGUGCAAGUUGAAGUGCGCUUCAAGAAUUCUGACUUUGCUGUAUCUGUCUACGUCUCAGAUAUUGCAGCUUUGAAGUAUACCAAGCUUCCGUCUGAUGCCGAGUUAGAGAACACUCAUGAGCUCGUCAUUGCUGCAAAUACGCCCUUGACUGAAUUGGAAGUACUCUGUAGAGACGUGUACUCAAAAUUAGGCAAGCGAGCCAUGGUAUUGGAAGCCUUGCGGAAACAGCUUCGCUACUUUGCCGGUCGACAAAUUCGCAAUGUUGCGUCCCUUGCCGGGAACAUAGCAACAGCGUCCCCAAUCUCCGACGCCAAUCCAGUGCUCAUCGCCGCUGGAGCAACACUGGAAGCUGUCAACAAGAAGGAUGGCAGUAUGGAUCUUCCAAUGUCCAAAUUCUUCCUCGCCUAUCGGACGACAACCCUACCACCCGACGCUGCUAUUGCGCGCAUACGGAUACCAAUUCCUGCUGAAAAUACCCGCGAAGUUCUGAAAGCGUAUAAGCAAGCGAAGAGAAAAGAUGACGACAUAGCUAUCGUGACGGCAGCGUUUCGCGUACGCCUCGAUUCCCAAGACUGUGUUGAAAGUGCGUCUAUCGUGUACGGCGGCAUGGCGCCCACCACAAAAGAGUCGCCGAAAACGCAAGCCGCUAUCCUGGGAAAACCGUGGUUCCACUCGGAAACGCUAAAUGCAGCACUCACUGGUCUCCUUGAGGACUUCGAUCUUCCGUAUGGCGUGCCUGGGGGCAUGGCGGACUAUCGCAAAACGCUUACGCUCUCGCUGUUCUUCCGAUUCUGGCAUGAAUCCGCGGCCGAGUUGGAUCUUGGCAAAGUCGACGAACAGGUUGUGGAUGAGAUUCAUCGAUCCAUCUCAAGUGGCACACGAGAUGACUACAACCCUUACGAACAGCGUGUUGUUGGUAAACAGGUUGCUCACCUCUCGGCCCUCAAGCAGUGCACUGGAGAAGCAGAGUACAUUGAUGACAUGCCGCGACUUGACCGUGAGCUGUUCGGUGGCCUGGUAAUGUCUUCAAAAGCUCAUGCCAAUAUCAUCAGCGUCGAUUGGGAGCCUGCGUUGGCCAUGCCUAGUGUGGCUGGCUACAUCGACAAGAACAGCAUCCCCUCGGACGUCAAUGUUUGGGGCUCUAUAAAGAAAGACGAGCUAUUCUUCGCCGAUCAAAAGGUUCUCAGUCAUGGCCAAGUCAUCGGAAUGGUAUAUGCGGACACUGCUCUGGAAGCCCAAGCAGCUGCACGCGCAGUCAAGGUCGAGUACGAAGAGCUCAAACCGAUAUUAAGCAUCGACGACGCCAUCACUGCGAACAGUUUCUUCGCACAUGGCAAGUAUUUGAGAAAAGGUCUUGCCAUUGAUGACAAGAUGGACGAAGCAUUCGACCAGUGCGACAAGAUCUUCGAGGGGACCACGAGGAUGGGCGGACAAGAGCAUUUCUACCUCGAGACCAAUGCAGCGCUUUCAAUUCCUUCUGGUGAAGACGGUGCGGUCGAAGUGUGGUCGUCCACACAGAACACGAUGGAGACACAAGAGUUCGUCAGUGCAGUCCUUGGGGUGCCAAGUAACCGCAUCAACUGCCGUGUGAAGCGCAUGGGCGGAGGGUUCGGAGGCAAGGAAUCGCGCAGCGUACCUUUCGCUGUAUAUACCGCGAUCGCCGCGCGCAAGGAGAAGAGACCAGUACGCAUCAUGCUCAACCGUGACGAAGACAUGCUCCUGAGCGGCCAACGGCAUCCCUUCCAAGCGCGCUGGAAAGUCGGCGUGUCUAGCACAGGCCAGCUUCUUGCACUGGAAGCCGACGUGUACAAUAACGGCGGAUUUUCGCAAGACAUGAGUGGCGCGGUGAUGGACCGCUGCCUGACGCACUUCGACAACUCGUACGAAUGUCCAAACGUCUUUCUCCGUGCCCAUGUCUGUAGGACAAAUACCCACAGCAAUACCGCAUAUCGCGGCUUUGGUGCGCCGCAGGGAAUGUAUUUCGCGGAGACUAUCAUGUACAAUGUGGCCGAGGGACUGGGUAUGGAUAUUGAUGCGUUACGGCAGAAGAACCUAUAUUCCGUUGGACAACACACACCUUUCUUCCAGAAGAUCGAUGAAGAUUGGCACGUCCCCAUGCUCCUGCACCAGCUGUCCAAGUCUUCCGACUACGAAGAGCGCAAAGCUGCUGUGCAAGCCUUCAACAAAACAAAUCGCUGGAAGAAGCGCGGUAUCUCUCUCAUUCCCUGCAAGUUCGGCCUCAGUUUUGCCACGGCACUACACCUCAACCAAGCAGGAGCGUACGUCAAGAUCUAUGCCGACGGCAGCGUGUUGCUGCACCAUGGUGGUACAGAAAUGGGUCAGGGACUGUACACGAAAAUGUGCCAGAUCGCAGCACAAGAACUCGGUACGCCGCUGGACGCAAUCUAUACACAAGACUCGCAGACGUACCAGAUCGCCAAUGCAUCCCCAACCGCCGCGUCAUCUGGCUCGGACCUGAACGGUAUGGCGGUGAAGAAUGCGUGUGACCAGAUCAACGAGAGGCUGGCGCCAUACAGAGAGAAGUUGGGCCCGGACGCGACGCUCAAGGAGAUCGCGCACGCAGCGUACAUCGACAGGGUUAAUCUCGCAGCGAACGGGUUUUGGAAAAUGCCGAAAGUAGGGUACACAUGGGGCGAUACGAACCUCGAAACCGUCAAGCCGAUGUACUACUACUGGACGCAGGGCGCGGCGACGAGCGAGGUGGAGCUCGACCUGCUGACAGGCGACCACACCGUGCUACGGAGCGACAUCAUGAUGGACGUCGGCAACUCAAUCAACCCCGCCAUCGACUACGGGCAAAUCGAGGGCGCCUUCGUACAAGGCCAGGGACUCUUCACUAUCGAGGAAUCCCUGUGGAACACCACGUCAGGGCAACUUUUCACGCGUGGACCCGGCACAUACAAGAUCCCUGGUUUCAGCGACAUCCCGCAGGUCUUCAACGCGUCGCUGCUGCGCGCCGACAACGACGGCAAGCCGCUGAGCUGGAACCACCUGCGCAGCGUGCAGAGCAGUAAGGGGAUCGGAGAGCCGCCGUUGUUCUUGGGGAGCACCGUAUUUUUCGCGCUGAGGGAAGCGGUCAAGGCAGCGAGAGAGAUGAACCGGGCGGCGAUUGGGCCGGGGCAGUGGGGAUUGGAUUCGCCGGCCACAUGUGAGAGAUUGAGGUUGGCUGUUGGGGACGACUUGGUGGAGAGGGCGAGGACGGUCAGGAGGGAGGGUGAGACGCCGUUUUUGACAGCUGUUGCUUGAGCGUAGUGUGAUCUACUUGGAUGUUCGCUUUGGUAAACAUGUGAACAUGAUGCGUUUAAUGGCACGUCUACUGUAUCGUCGCUGAUCACAAGCAGCUGAGAAAG
Messenger RNA from Boeremia exigua, 4720 nucleotides. RefSeq names its product xanthine dehydrogenase/oxidase. Lineage: Eukaryota; Fungi; Ascomycota; Dothideomycetes; Pleosporales; Didymellaceae. Gene Ontology annotation, molecular function: FAD binding; 2 iron, 2 sulfur cluster binding; oxidoreductase activity. The coding region runs from base 135 to 4616 and encodes 1493 amino acids. The transcript has 2 exons. The record is from RefSeq and is a predicted model, not a curated record.